Opisthorchis viverrini is the source of this 1288-nucleotide messenger RNA. RefSeq lists its product as hypothetical. Gene Ontology annotation, molecular function: protein-tyrosine sulfotransferase activity. Gene Ontology annotation, cellular component: Golgi apparatus. NCBI's taxonomy places the organism in Eukaryota, Metazoa, Platyhelminthes, Trematoda, Opisthorchiida, Opisthorchiidae. The transcript has 7 exons. Gene Ontology annotation, biological process: peptidyl-tyrosine sulfation. Bases 19 to 1113 code for a protein of 364 amino acids. The record is from RefSeq and is a predicted model, not a curated record.
UAAUGUGUUCUCGAGCUGAUGGGACGGCUUGCACAGGAGUUAUCCGAUUCCUUCUAUCGUAACGUACCGAAAUAUGGAAAAAUUACCAGUAGACUGCCGGACUGUUCAUCACGUCACACAUAUCAGAAAUGCUUCGGUCAAUGUUGCAUCGUCUGCUGUACCUUCAUGUGUCUUGGCUAUUUUGUGGUCCUCCGCUCUCAGCCGUCAGUCGUUCUGCAGGACUGUGAAGUGCGACAGAGAGAACAAGCCCUUGUCUUUAUCGGGGGACAUCCAAGGAGUGGAACCACAUUACUACGCAUCAUGUUAGAUGUCCACCCAAUGAUCCGAUGCGGUCCAGAGACACAUGUCUUACCGGCACUACUCACUAUGGUCAAAAAAUUCGAGAAAGGUUUUCAAAAGCAACGGUUGGAAGCAGCACAUCUGUUUCCCGAUCCGCUCUACCGGGCUUCAUCCGCCUUUGUCAGCAGUCUCAUUGAUGCGGCCGGAUCCCCAGCUCCGGUCUUGUGUAACAAGGACCCUUUGACGUUACAGCACAUUAGUCGUUUACGGAUGAUGUUUCCCAAAGCAAAAUUUAUUCACAUCGUUCGAGACGGCCGGGCGGUCACAAACUCAAUGAUUAAACGGAAGAUUCGCAUGAGCAGCGUCAUCACUGACCCGCAGAAAUUAUUCACCCGGUGGGAGAGAAUCGUCCGUGAUGUGGAUCAGCAGUGCUCUGAUACGGACAAGUGCUUCACGGUUCUCUACGAGGAUCUUGUACUCAGACCAAACGAUACGAUGCACAAACUGUUAAGCUUCCUCGACGUUCCUUGGGAUCCUAUUGUGCUUCACCACGAAACUGCAAUGAUAAAUGAGACGCUGGUCAACACUAUGGAGCCCAGCAGCACACAAGUAGUCCAUCCUAUUCACACCGAAGCGCUGUCUUCCUGGGCAUCCAACUCCUCAAAACUCCCAAGGACAUUCAUUCAGCGAGUUCAUCUAGACAGCGACAUGCUUCGCAAAUUCGGCUAUGCUGAUCGUGGUAUUCCUCCGUUUUAUGGAAGGGCCGAACCGGAAAUCGAACUACAGACUAAACAGUUGAGGAAGGAUGAGGAUUUUCUUAAAGUUUUCUCUUAACUUGGUUGAACUUCUCUUAUUCUUCUAUUGUGAUAUGUUCCAGAGGCGAUCUGUUUUCGCAUAAACUUUCUCCUACAGUUUGAAUACUUUUUCUGAAGUGAUGUUGCACUCCCCCUCCACCCCAUCAAUGGCUGUGAAUUUCUACCCCCCGAGUGAUGUGAAAAAAUUGUGUUCC